CGGUGCGGACAAAACCCUGCAGGAGGCUGCGAGCCCUGCAGAGCUGCUCGCUGCGGGGUGAGGGCGGGGAUCGGCGCCGGGAUCGGCGCCCGCCGCGGAGCUGAGCUGCGUAGGGGCUGAGAGGCGGCGGGAGGGGCCGGCGGAGUGCGGGAGCGCGCCUGCUGACAUGUUGGGGGCAUCCCUGGCCGGGCCGGGCCGAGGCUAGGAGCGGCGCUGCGGGCCGGGGGCGGGUCGUGGUCCGUCCCUCCGUCCUGCCCUGCCGGGGACGUGCGUUCCACUCUCGGUCGCCUCGGAGAGGGAGCGAGGGAAGCGGCUGGAGGGUCGGGGACAAGGGGCAUUCGCUUGAGGCUGGAGGAGGCUGAACUGCGUCCCCGCCCAGCCCGUGCCUAUGCGGUACUUGAAGGAUGGCGAAGAGGUCGCGCAGUGAGGAUGAGGAUGAUGACCUCCAGUAUGCUGAUCAUGAUUAUGAAGUACCGCAACAAAAAGGAUUGAAAAAACUCUGGAACAGAGUAAAAUGGACAAGAGAUGAGGAUGAUAAGUUAAAGAAGUUGGUUGAACAACACGGAACUGAUGAUUGGACUCUAAUUGCUAGUCAUCUUCAAAAUCGUUCAGAUUUUCAGUGCCAGCAUCGAUGGCAGAAAGUUUUAAAUCCAGAAUUGAUAAAGGGUCCCUGGACUAAAGAAGAAGAUCAGAGGGUUAUUGAAUUAGUUCAGAAAUAUGGGCCAAAAAGAUGGUCUUUAAUUGCAAAACAUUUGAAAGGAAGAAUAGGCAAGCAGUGUAGAGAAAGAUGGCAUAAUCAUCUGAAUCCUGAGGUUAAGAAAUCUUCCUGGACAGAAGAGGAGGACAGGAUCAUCUAUGAAGCACAUAAGCGGUUGGGAAAUCGUUGGGCAGAAAUUGCCAAACUACUUCCUGGAAGGACUGAUAAUUCUAUCAAAAAUCACUGGAAUUCUACCAUGAGAAGAAAAGUGGAACAGGAGGGCUACUUACAAGAUGGAAUAAAAUCAGAACGAUCCUCAUCUAAACUUCAACACAAACCUUGUGCGACUAUGGACCAUUUGCAAACCCAGAAUCAGUUUUACAUACCUGUUCAGAUCCCGGGCUAUCAGUAUGUGUCACCUGAAGGCAAUUGUGUAGAACAUGUUCAGACUUCUGCAUUUAUUCAGCCACCCUUCAUUGAUGAAGAUCCUGAUAAGGAAAAAAAAAUAAAGGAACUUGAGUUGCUUCUUAUGUCAGCUGAGAAUGAAGUUAGAAGAAAGCGAAUUUCAUCGCAACCUGGAAGCUUUUCUAGCUGGUCUGGUAGUUUCCUCAUGGAUGAUAGCAUGUCUAAUACUCUAAAUAGCCUCGAGGAGCACACUAGUGAGUUUUACAGUAUGGAUGAAAAUCAGACUCUCUCUGCUCAGCAGAAUUCACCCACAAAGUUCCUGGCCGUAGAGGCAAAUGCUGUGCUGUCCUCUCUACAGACCAUCCCAGAAUUUGCAGAGACUCUAGAACUUAUUGAAUCUGAUCCUGUAGCAUGGAGUGAUGUUACCAGUUUUGAUCUUUCUGAUGCUGCUGCUUCUCCUAUCAAGUCCACCCCAGUCAAACUAAUGAGGAUUCAACACAAUGAAGGAGCCAUGGAAUGUCAAUUUAAUGUCAGCCUUGUACUUGAAGGGAAAAAAACCAGUUGUAAUGGUACAGACAGUGAGGCUGUUCCUGUAACAUCCCCAAAUGUGGCCAAGUUUAGCACUCCACCAACCAUCCUCAGAAAGAAGAGAAGAAUGCGAGUGGGUCAGUCUCCCAGCAGCGAACAUAGCGAUGGCUCUUUCAAUGAUGGCGGUAAUACAGCACUAAAACACACACCGGUGAAAACACUACCAUUUUCUCCUUCACAGUUUUUCAACACAUGCCCUGGAAAUGAACAAAUUAAUAUAGAAAAUCCUUCAUUUACAUCAACCCCUAUUUGUGGGCAGAAAGUUCUCAUUACAACUCCUCUUCACAAGGAAACAACCCCCAAAGAUCAAAAGGAAAAUGUAGGGUUUAGAACACCUACUAUUAGAAGAUCUAUAUUGGGUACCACACCAAGAACUCCUACACCUUUUAAGAAUGCGCUUGCUGCUCAGGAGAAAAAAUACGGACCUCUUAAAAUUGUGUCACAGCCACUUGCCUUCUUGGAAGAAGAUAUUCGGGAAGUUUUAAAAGAAGAAACUGGAACAGAUAUAUUCCUCAAAGAGGAAGAUGAACCUGCUUACAAAAGCUGCAAACAGGAGCAUACAGCUUCUGUAAAGAAAGUCAGAAAAUCACUAGUCCUAGAUAAUUGGGAAAAAGAAGAGCCAGGUACUCAACUAUUGACUGAAGACAUUUCAGACAUGCAGUCAGAAAAUAUAUUUACAACAUCUUUAUUAAUGAUACCAUUAUUGGAAAUACAUGACAAUAGGUGCAACUUGACUCCUGAAAAACAAGAUAUAAAUUCAACCAACAAAACAUAUACACUUAAUAAAAAGAAACCAAACCCUAACACUCCUAAAGUUGUCACAUUGGAAAAGAACCUUCAGUCAAAUUGUGAAUGGGAAACAGUGGUUUAUGGGAAGACGGAAGACCAACUUAUCAUGACUGAACAAGCAAGAAGAUAUUUGAGCACUUACACAGCUACCAGCAGCACUUCAAGAGCUCUCAUACUGUAAUUGUUAUUAAAAUUGAUGAAAUGCCCCACUCUUAACUGUAUUCUAUACUAAAUUAGGUUGCAAUGAAAUUUUUGUCAAUUAAUUGUUUUUAAAGUUUUAAUACAGACCUAAGACGGUUUGCAUCUUUUUUCAUAUUGGGCAGGCAGGAAGCCCAGCCACUUAAGUAAGGGGUCAGUAAUUUCAUAGUUAAUUUUUUAAUAGAUGAGAUUUUUAAAAAUUGUUUUUAAAGAACAAGAGGGGAAAACCGUAUUAGAAUGUUAUGGAUAUCCUAAAAGUAAAUUCUCACUUAUUUUCUUCAGAAGAUAUAUGUUGCUACUCUCUUGAUGCUGCAGUUUUGUUACAGAUAGGUUUAUGAGUAUGUAUUAUUUCUGUAAUUAGUCUAUGUAUGGGAAGCACACAUGGUUUUAUGAAGUACUUUUGCCUACGUGCUGAUUUACUUAGGCUACCAUUUACAAAGAAAUACAGUGGAAAGAAAUUGAAAAGAAGGAGAGAAAGUUGCACUACUAAUUUUUGGUAUUUUUCAAAAACAAUAAAAUUAACUACAGUGUUAAAUGUAUUUAUUUGAGCAUAGUACUAAAAACAAAAAGCAUUGAAAAAGGUUUUUUUCCUUAUUAGUAAAGAGUCAGUAUUUUCUUCAUAAAUCUCAGAAGAGCUGAGAGUUUUGUUGAAUGUAUUGUACAGUAUGUAGGAAGAGCAAGAAGACUUUGUGAAUUGGAAAGAAGUCUUUUUAUAAUUUAUUUUCACUUUUAAAGCUUAAAUGUAGAUAUUUAUACCUAUACAGGGUGUCUAGAAGCCAGUGUUGUUUCCUGUUAUUUACAGCUAACAUGCAGAACAAUUUUGAUGUUUAAGUAUGAAAUAAGAAACAGUAGUAAGUUAUAGCUGCAAAGAAUACAGUAUCUAUACUGUGUGUCACAUCUACCUAAAUAUUGCACUAUGCCCUUUAAAUCAUGUUGGUUAUAAAGUAGUUCUAAAAAUGUACUAAAUAAUAAUUUAA
This is a messenger RNA of Ailuropoda melanoleuca (giant panda), 3654 nucleotides long. It is a transcript of the gene MYBL1, whose product is annotated as MYB proto-oncogene like 1. The coding region runs from base 405 to 2660 and encodes 751 amino acids. Gene Ontology annotation, molecular function: RNA polymerase II cis-regulatory region sequence-specific DNA binding; DNA-binding transcription factor activity, RNA polymerase II-specific. The transcript is spliced from 16 exons. Gene Ontology annotation, biological process: mitotic cell cycle; positive regulation of transcription by RNA polymerase II. The record is from RefSeq and is a predicted model, not a curated record. Lineage: Eukaryota; Metazoa; Chordata; Mammalia; Carnivora; Ursidae. Gene Ontology annotation, cellular component: nucleus.